Molecule: messenger RNA, 987 nt
Organism: Pyricularia grisea
Lineage: Eukaryota; Fungi; Ascomycota; Sordariomycetes; Magnaporthales; Pyriculariaceae
Exons: 1
Coding region: 1-987 (328 amino acids)
Biological process (GO): DNA damage response; DNA replication
Cellular component (GO): nucleus
Molecular function (GO): double-stranded DNA binding
Source: RefSeq, a predicted model, not a curated record
AUGGGGAAAGCAGAGUUCGGCACGACCAAGCAUCUGAGCAACCAGAUGAAGGCCAAGGGCCUCCAGCGCCUUCGCUUCUACUGCACACCAUGCCAGCGUCAGAUGCGCGACGACAAUGCCUUCAAGCAGCACUGCAUGAGCGAGUCGCACGUGCGCAACAUGCUCAUCGUGGGCGAGGACCCGAAAAAGUACAUUCGCGAGUACAGCGACGCCUUCCUCAAGGACUUUAUCAACCUGCUCAAGACGGGCCACCGCGACAAGCAGGUCCAGAUCAACCACUUUUACCAAGAGUACAUCGCCAACAAGGAGCACGUCCACAUGAACAGCACUCAGUGGUCCAGCCUGACAGAGUUUGCCAAAUACCUGGGCAAGGAGGGCAUAUGUCGCGUCGAGGAGAACGAGAAGGGCAUCCACAUAUCCUGGAUCGACGACUCGCCCGAGGCGCUCAAGAGGCAAGAGGCGCUUAGAAGGAAAGAGGCACAGGACAGGGGUGAUGAGGAGCGGGAGCAGCGCUUACUGAAGGAGCAGAUAAAGCGCGCGCAAAAGGAUGCCGCUGCUCGAGCAGCCGGGGAGAAUGGCACAUCAACAGAGCAAGACCAGGAGGACAAGGGGUUGCGACGGGAAGAAGGCGAGAAGAUCAAACUGUCUAUCGGAGCUAAGCCUACAGCCAGCAAACCGGAACCCGCCCCAGCAGAGCAGCCCGCUGCUGCAACUGCCGACAAAGAAACCCCAGCAACUGGAGAGUCCAAGGCGACGGAAGCGACCACAGAUACCAAGCCUGUGUCGUUGAAGUUUGGGGCAAAGCCAGCUACCAAGAACGUUUUUGCCGCCAAGAAAAACGCUUUUUCCAGUGGCGCAAAGAAAGUCAAGAUUGAGCAACCCAAAAAGAUAAGCGAAGCAGAGAGGAUAAUGCGCGAGGAGAUGGAGCGCAAGAGGCCAAGAGAGUUUUCCGGUUCAGGUGGGCCUGGUAAACGCCAAAGGAUGUGA